UACGUAAAGUGGACACAACACCUUCCUUUACACACACGGAAUCAAUUUAUGGAAAACAAUCUGUUAGUUAGCUCAAAUUUUAUUAGUACUCUCAAAGUAUACCUCUUUAUAGUGUUAUUUUGGUUAGUAUCUAUCAAGACGUGCGUUAUAUACAAUGCCAUACAUUAUGAUUAGUACGCAAGUACAAUUGGAAAGGGGCCCAACAACGGUUGGUGAUGAAAUGAGUGACCUAGAAAUCAUGCAGUACCUUGGAGCCUCACUAUCAAAACAACUUGGAAAUAAUUUCCCCGAGUACAAAGUUGCCGAUCCUCCCCGUGUUGUUAUGAAUAAGCUGGAGAAGAUUGGGUACAAAGUGGUUGCCAUGACAGGCGUUGGGCAGACGUGUAUAUGGACGAUGCACAGAGCAGUAGAGUUGGGAAGAAUUUGGCCCGCACCCAGCCUAACCAGCAUGUAGGCUCUAUCCCGGCGUGUUUUCUGCUGCUUUCAAAGGAUUUUAUAAAUCAAGCAUUUAUUUGAUCCAUCCUGUGUAAUAAACUGCAGAUCCAUUUUAAAUCAACUACUGCCCCACGCACUUCAGUUUCAAAUUCAUAUGAAAAUUGUAACAAAUAUGCCUGUCAUCUACUUGGAUAAAUCUGAAUUAUGGCCUCAGUAUUCCAAGUAUUUUGUUUAAAGAAGUGGUCAUUAUGCAAACCAUAUUAGGUGUAACCAGGGCCGUAGCUAGCAUGGAAAGCAUUAUAGAAACUUAAAGAAAAGGAGUUUUAGACUAUUAACUACGUCCCCCCCCCAAAAAAAAAAAAAA
Messenger RNA from Gigantopelta aegis, 799 nucleotides. Its product is annotated as GTP cyclohydrolase 1 feedback regulatory protein-like. Gene Ontology annotation, biological process: negative regulation of biosynthetic process. Gene Ontology annotation, cellular component: cytoplasm; nucleus. The transcript is spliced from 3 exons. The coding region runs from base 155 to 454 and encodes 99 amino acids. The record is from RefSeq and is a predicted model, not a curated record. Gene Ontology annotation, molecular function: GTP cyclohydrolase binding. Lineage: Eukaryota; Metazoa; Mollusca; Gastropoda; Neomphalida; Peltospiridae.